Messenger RNA from Perca fluviatilis (European perch), 2135 nucleotides. RefSeq names its product procollagen galactosyltransferase 1-like. Lineage: Eukaryota; Metazoa; Chordata; Actinopteri; Perciformes; Percidae. Gene Ontology annotation, molecular function: procollagen galactosyltransferase activity. The record is from RefSeq and is a predicted model, not a curated record. The transcript is spliced from 12 exons. The coding region runs from base 1 to 1830 and encodes 609 amino acids.
AUGCCCCGGGUCACCUCACUGCUGUCUGCCCUGCUGUUCGUUCUCCUGCCGGGCUCGAGCUGGGGAUAUUUCCCCGAGGAGCGCUGGAGCCCCGAGUCUCCGCUCCUCGCUCCCCGGGUCGUCGUCGCGCUGGUCUGCCGCAACUCGGCGCACUCUCUGCCGCUGUUCCUCGGAGCCAUUGAGCGUCUCAACUACCCGAAGGACCGCAUUGCGCUGUGGGUGGCGACAGAUCACAACAUAGAUAACACCACAGCCAUCCUGAGAGACUGGCUUGUCAAGGUGCAGAAUGACUAUCACUAUGUGGAGUGGAGACCUGAAGAUGAACCUAGUUCCUUUGAAGACGAGGUGGGGCCUAAGCACUGGAAUAAUCUCCGUUAUGAACACGUAAUGAAGCUCCGCCAGGCAGCGUUGGAGACCGCCCGUGAGAUCUGGGCCGACUACCUGCUGGUGGCUGACUGUGACAACCUGCUCACAAAUACGGACAUCUUGUGGAAACUGAUGAGUGAAAACAAGACUAUUGUAGCGCCAAUGCUGGAGUCCAGAGCCGCAUACUCUAACUUCUGGUGCGGGAUGACUUCACAGGGUUACUACAAGCGUACACCAGCCUACAUGCCUAUCCGUAAGCAGGAGCGUCUUGGCUGUUUUGCCGUACCAAUGGUCCACUCCACCUACCUAGUGGACCUACAGAAAGAUGCCUCCCGUGAGCUGGCUUUUUAUCCACCACACCCUGAGUACAGCUGGACCCUGGAUGAUGUCAUCAUCUUUGCCUACUCAGCUCGCAUGGCAGGUGUGCAGAUGUACGUGUGCAACAAAGAGACUUAUGGGUUUUUCCCAGUUCCAAUGCGCUCCCACGGCACCCUACAGGAUGAGGCGGAGAGCUUCGUGCAUACUCAGCUUGAGGUCAUGGUGAAAAAUCCUCCACUGGAGCCCUCCAGCUUCCUGUCUCUUCCUCCCAAGCAGCCUAACAAGAUGGGCUUUGAUGAGGUGUUUAUGAUAAAUCUGGUGCGGAGAUCUGACCGUCGCGAGCGAAUGCUAAGAACUCUGUAUGAGCAGCAGCUCAGCUGUAAGGUUGUUGCCGCUGUGGAUGGCAAAGCUCUGAACAAGACUGAUAUAGAGUCUAUGAGGAUUAAGAUGCUGCCGGGUUACAAAGACCCUUAUCAUGGUCGGCCUCUCACCAAAGGUGAACUGGGUUGUUUCCUCUCUCAUUACAACAUCUGGAAGGAGAUAGUAGAUCGUGGUCUGCAGACCUCCCUGGUCAUCGAGGACGACCUCCGCUUCGAGGUGUUCUUCAAGCGGCGUCUCCAGACGCUGCUGCAGGAGGUGACGACACACAAGCUGGACUGGGAUCUCAUUUACAUCGGGCGGAAGCGGAUGCAGGUGGACCACCAAGAGAAGUCUGUACCAAACAUCCACAAUCUGGUGGAGGCAGACUACUCCUACUGGACACUCGGCUACAUGUUGUCAUUACAAGGAGCCCAGAAGCUCCUCGGGGCCGAACCUCUGACCAAGUUGCUACCGGUCGAUGAGUUCCUCCCUGUCAUGUACAACAAACAUCCAGUUUCAGAGUACAUGGACCACUUUGGGAGUCGGGACCUGCGCGCGUUUUCUGCCGAGCCGCUUCUGGUGUAUCCGACCCAUUACACGGGAGACCAGGGCUACAUCAGUGACACGGAAACAUCGGUUGUGUGGGACAACGAGACUGUCAAAACCGACUGGGACCGAGCCAAGUCGAGGAAAACUCAGGAGCAAGGGGAGCUGAGCUUUGAGGCCCAGAACUCCGACGUACUGCAGUCUGAACUGGAGAACUGGAGCACACGGGACGAGCUGUGAUGAAGAAGAGAGGACGUGAGGAGGAGACAUUGAGAGAACUCUUGCAAACAGAGAUAAGAAUGAGGGAGAUAGAACACAGCUGUGAUAGUGGAGGAAAAAGAGUAGAUGGAUACAGGGACGGUGAGGGACAAAUGUGCAUUUCUCUCUCCACUCUUUGAUCUUUCUCUUAAGAGAUGAGGCGUAGAUGCGUAGAAGAGUCAGCUAGCAGCUUUUGUUUUAUUUAUUGCAUCCAACGCCCAUCCUUUGACACCAGCCUGGAUCCAUGUUUUAAAUAUUUUGCCCAGAUUUAUCCCAUACAUACAUUU